AUGUUCGCCACUCGCCGUGUCGCUACCUCCCUUCCCCGCGCCUUCUCUCAGCGCGCCCUCUUCCACAACACCGCUCCGGCUUUCGUCCAGAAGGGCGACUCCAUUCCGGACCUCGACGUCCUGGUCGAAAACUCCCCAGGGAACAAGGUCAACCUUGCCAAGGAAAUCAAGGGCAAGGGUGUUAUCAUUGGCACCCCUGCUGCUUUUAGCCCGGCUUGCUCGAGCACCCACGUUCCUGGCUAUAUCAACCACCCCAAGCUUAAAGAAGCUGGUCAGGUUUUCGUCCUCUCCGUCAAUGAUCCUUUCGUGUAUGACAACCCCGCCCGACUUCAAUUGAAUGAUAUCAACCUUACUGACCGUAACAGAACCAAGGCUUGGGGAACCUCUCUCGACCCCACCGGCAAGAGCGGCAUCCGCUUCCUUGGUGACCCCACUGGUAAAUUCUCUGAGGCCCUCGACGUGACUUUCGACAGCACCUCGGUCUUUGGCAACCAGCGCAGCAAGCGUUAUGCUCUUACUGUGGAGAACGGUAAGGUCACUGGGGCUUUUAUUGAGCCGGACAACACUGGCGUCAACGUCUCCACGGCCGAGAAGGUCCUUGGAUAA
This is a messenger RNA of Aspergillus ruber CBS 135680, 606 nucleotides long. Its product is annotated as peroxiredoxin family protein. Bases 1 to 606 code for a protein of 201 amino acids. The record is from RefSeq and is a predicted model, not a curated record. Lineage: Eukaryota; Fungi; Ascomycota; Eurotiomycetes; Eurotiales; Aspergillaceae. Gene Ontology annotation, cellular component: peroxisome; cytoplasm; cytosol. Gene Ontology annotation, biological process: cell redox homeostasis; cellular response to oxidative stress; hydrogen peroxide catabolic process. Gene Ontology annotation, molecular function: thioredoxin peroxidase activity. The transcript has 4 exons.